AUGGGCGACGAUCAUGAAUGGCAGACUGUCAACAGGAAUAGAAGAUCGAAACAACAUCCCAAAACUGAUAUAGCAACACUAUCAAGGAAUGGCAAACUAAAUAAUGCAAAUCUAAUUUCUUAUUUCUUCACUGAAAUUCCAGAUAGUUUUAAUGCAAAGGCGAUGCUCAAUAUUUUUCAAAAGUAUGGAAGCAUUAUUGAAGUAGUGAUACCGGCGAAAAGAGACAAAGGUGGGAGAAGAUUUGGUUUUGCUCGCUUUGAAAACGUAAGAGAUACCCGUCUAUUUGGAGUGAAAUUGGAUAAUAUUAUUAUUGGCAGAGAUAAAAUAAGGGUGAAUCUUUCAAGAUUUGAAAGAAAAUUUGAAUCUCCAAGGCGUGUACAAAGAAAUGAGGGCACGCUAAAACAAGCCAAUGAUAAUGGAAAAUUCAAUGACAAUCACAGGAAGGAUGAUGUAGGUAACCGCUCUUAUGCUAAUGUAGCGCGUUAUGAUGGGGCAGAUAGACAACAAGAAGGCAAUAAUCAGGUCUCUUUGUCUUAUGUUUCGGACAAGAAAGAUUUGCAGCAGUUAAAGAAAUCGUUUGUUGGGGAAAUAGUGAACCCGGGAACGACUUAUAAUAUUCAAGAAGUGUUCCAUAUGCAGGGGUAUUUCGGAGUUAAGAUUACUCCUUUAGGAGCAAACCUGGCUCUCCUAGAAGGCCAAGAAGAGGGGGAGGUGCAGGCACUCAUGGAAGAUGCCAGAGAAUGGAUGGAACAAUGGUUCAAGGAGGUGCGGCCUUGGAAUGCUAAGGAGAUUGAUCUGGAAAGAUUAGUUUGGUUGCGAGUUUAUGGCAUUCUGGCACAUGCGUGGAAUGAUGCUUUCUUCACCUUGAUCUCAAAACCAUGGGGGCAUUUUAUCAAUGCUGAUGACGGCACGAAUAAAAAAAUAUCAAUGGAUGUGGCGCGACUUUUGAUUCGCACUUCUGGGCAAAGGGUGGUGGACGAAUUCAUUGAUGUGAAGAUAGACGGAGACAUCUUUCAUAUCCGUGUUAUCGAAGAUUCGUAUGGUCCGAUGAGAAUUAUGGUGCACCAACCGAAUAGUCGUGAAGGCAGAGACGAAGACAGCGAUAGCUCAGAGGAAGAAGAAUGA
Trifolium pratense (red clover) is the source of this 1125-nucleotide messenger RNA. RefSeq lists its product as uncharacterized. Lineage: Eukaryota; Viridiplantae; Streptophyta; Magnoliopsida; Fabales; Fabaceae. Bases 1 to 1125 code for a protein of 374 amino acids. Gene Ontology annotation, molecular function: RNA binding. The transcript has a single exon. The record is from RefSeq and is a predicted model, not a curated record.